AUGUCCUCCGCAGCAAGCUCGAUUCCCCAUCUCCGCGAAACCACGGGCGGAAAGGGACUGGUCGUUGAUGGACGGCCGUUCCUCAUGCUCGCGGGCGAGCUCCAAAAUUCCUCUCUUACCUCGGCCGAGUACAUGGACACGGUGUGGCAGAAGUUAGUGGACACCCACUUCAACACCGUGCUCGGAUGUGUCACUUGGGAAAUGAUCGAGCCGGUUGAAGGUCAGUUCUCGUUUGAGGAGCUGGACAAAGUCAUCCUGGGAGCCCGCAAACACGGGCUUCGCCUUGUUCUCCUGUGGUUCGGGUCUUUCAAGAAUGGCAUUUCCACAUACGUCCCAACUUGGGUCAAGACCAACCCCAAGCGGUUUCCCCGCGCAAAACUGCGCAAGGCCGGCGGUGUUCUUCAAGUUGGCGAUGUGCUUUCGAUCUUCCACGAUGAAGCUCCAAAGUGCGAUGCCAGAGCAUUUGCUCAGCUGCUGCGACACCUCAAGGAAUUUGACGAGAAGCAUUCGACCGUCAUUAUGGUGCAGGUGGAAAAUGAGACUGGUCUGCUCGGUGAUUCCCGAGAUGGCAGCGCAGAAGCCGAGAGGCGCUUCUCCCAGCCCGUCCCGCAAGACCUGCUCUCUUUCCUUGCAGACGACUGGCACAACCUCCAUCCUGAUCUACAAGAGAAUCUCGCCCAUUUCAGAGCAGCACAGCCUCGCGCCCAGGCCUCCUGGGUAGAUGUCUUUGGCCAGGGACCACGCACCGACGAACUCUUCAUGGCAUACCACUACGCCAAGUACCUGAACCAGGUCGCAGCCGCAGGCAAGGCGGAGUACCCCAUCCCACUGUACACAAACGUCUGGCAGAACUACGUCGGCCCUGACGGUGACAACGACUUUCCCGUCGUCGCCGGCGGCGGAGGCCUCCCCGGCGACUAUCCUUCUGGCGGAGGCACCUCCAACGUCCUGGACAUCUGGCAGCGGUUCGCCCCCUCCCUCGACUUCAUCUCGCCAGACGUCUACCUAAACGACUACUCCGUCUCCUGCGCAAAGUACCGGCACCGCAACCAGCCCCUCUUUAUUCCCGAGCAGCGGCGCGACGAGUACGGCGCCCGCCGCAUCUGGGUCGCCUAUGGCUCCUACCAGGCCCUGGGUGUCUCGCCAUUCGGCAUUGAUACCCAGGAACCCGCAACCAACCCCUUCACCCGGCAUUACGCCCUCCUCGAUUCCGUGUCGCAGAUCGUCCUCGAAGCGCACCGGAACCCGGGCUCGUCGAUCGGCUUCUACUUUGAUGAAUUAACUCCCAAUGGUCCCGACCCCUCGAAGGCAGUCACCAAGACAUUUGGCGGCUUCGUCAUUACAGUUGAGCGCUGCUUCGUGUUUGGUCGCCCCGGUCCCGGCGCCGGGAUGCUUAUACACCGCGGCGGCGCAAGGUUCCUCUUGAUCGGUCGGGGAUUCCAGGUCCGCGCGAAGUCUGUUUCUCCGACGUCGGCGUUCACAGGGAUCCUGCGGUUUGAGGAGAAGGUUGUGGCUAAUAAGGAGACGGGGGAGUUGCGGACUCUGCGUGUCCUGAACGGGGAUGAGACCCGGAGUGGAAUCUUUGCCAUGAUGCCGAAUGAGGACCCGGAUUAUGGCGGGUUCCCGAUCUGUGUCACGAUCCCGGCUAGGACUAUGAUUGCGGAGGUGGAGUUUUAUUCGGUGGAGGAGCAGGAUGUGUAG
This is a messenger RNA of Aspergillus terreus NIH2624, 1701 nucleotides long. RefSeq names its product putative beta-galactosidase. The coding region runs from base 1 to 1701 and encodes 566 amino acids. Gene Ontology annotation, molecular function: beta-galactosidase activity. Gene Ontology annotation, biological process: carbohydrate metabolic process. The record is from RefSeq and is a predicted model, not a curated record. Lineage: Eukaryota; Fungi; Ascomycota; Eurotiomycetes; Eurotiales; Aspergillaceae. The transcript has a single exon. Gene Ontology annotation, cellular component: beta-galactosidase complex.